Molecule: messenger RNA, 1983 nt
Organism: Castor canadensis (American beaver)
Lineage: Eukaryota; Metazoa; Chordata; Mammalia; Rodentia; Castoridae
Gene: Dedd2
Product: death effector domain containing 2
Biological process (GO): apoptotic process; extrinsic apoptotic signaling pathway via death domain receptors; regulation of apoptotic process
Cellular component (GO): nucleolus
Molecular function (GO): protein binding; DNA binding
Source: RefSeq, a predicted model, not a curated record
GGAGGAGGAGCGAGGUGACGCAGGCGUAAUAAUAGAGAAGGUGCCAGAAAGAUCCAAAACAAGUGGCUGCGGCCGUCACCCAGGAGUCAUCGGACGCCGAAAUCUGGCCCUGGUUCUGAGCUUGUUCUGCACCCCUCCCCCGGGAAUGGCGCUGUCUGGGUCGACCCCGGCCCCGAGCUGGGAGGAGGAUGAGUGUUUGGACUACUACGGCAUGCUGUCGCUUCACCGUAUGUUCGAGGUGGUGGGCGGGCAGCUGACCGAGUGCGAGCUGGAGCUCCUGGCCUUCCUUUUGGACGAGGCCCCCGGCGCCUCCGGCGGCCUGGCCAGCGCCCGCAGCGGCCUGGAGUUGCUACUGGAGCUGGAGCGCCGCGGACAGUGCGACGAGAGCAACCUCCGGUUGCUAGGCCAACUCCUGCGUGUGCUGUCCCGCCACGACCUGCUGCCACACCUGGCGCGCAAACGGCGCCGGCCAGUGUCCCCAGAGCGCUACAGCUAUGGCAGUUCCAGCUCUUCUUCACAAAGGACCGAGAACAGCUGUCGGCACCAUCGGCAGUCCAGCACUUCUUCAGAUUCUCAGCAGGGCCAGUGGGACACAGGCUCCCCUGCAACCAAACGGCAGCGGCAGAGUCGGGGCCGGCCCAGCAGUGGUGCCAGACGGCGGCGAAGAGGGGCUUCAGCUGCCCCCCAGCAGCAGCAGGAGCCUGCAAGGCCCACAUCAGAAGGCAAAGUGACCUGUGACAUCCGGCUACGGGUUCGAGCAGAGUAUUGUGAGCAUGGGCCAGCCUUGGAACAGGGAGUGGCAUCCCGAAGACCCCAGGCACUGGCACGGCAGCUAGAUGUGUUUGGGCAAGCCACUGCUGUGCUGCGUUCAAGGGACUUGGGCUCUGUGGUGUGUGACAUCAAAUUUUCAGAGCUCUCCUAUCUGGACGCCUUCUGGGGUGACUACCUGAGUGGCGCCCUGCUGCAGGCCCUUCGGGGCGUGUUCCUGACUGAUGCCCUGAGAGAGGCUGUGGGCCGGGAGGCUGUCCGCCUGCUGGUCAGUGUGGACGAGGCUGACUAUGAGGCUGGCCGGCGCCGCCUGUUGCUGAUGGAGGAGGAGGGGGGGCGGUUCCCAACAGAGGCUUCCUGAUCCUGAAUCUGGUAGGACUGACCCCACCUCCGAGUCUCCUGGUAUUCUCCCCUGGAGGACAACCAUCUACCCCCUAGAGGACUGUUACUUCAGCAGCUCUGAGGACUGCGCCAGGACGGCAGGCCCCUUGACAGCCUCUGCUACAGGAUGUGGGCUCUGAGGCCCAAACCACUUCCAGCCCAGUUCCUUUCCCAUACUCCCCCACCCAGCAACUAAGUGUGCUCUCUCAGCUUCAGGGGCUCAGGCCUCAGUUCCCUAAAGUGGGAGGUGGAGUCACACACUCACCAAAGUCCCAUGCACAUUGAGUCUCUACCGCUAGGCUGUCUGUGCAUAUGUGUGUGAAAAUACACACACACACACACACACACACACACACACACACACACACACACACACACACCACAACACACACACACACACACACACACACACACCACACACCUGCCUCUGAAAUCAUCCUUCAGCCCUGCCUUCCCCUGUUCCACAUACUUCUUUGGCCUAAGGGCUUCUCUCUCAGGAUCUCUUAUUGUACCACCCCACCUGGGCUUCAGCACACUAGUAGGCCCUGGAGCUGGGGUACCCAAGGGGCCUGCUUUACCUUGCCCACACAUCUAGCCAGACAGAGCUCUGCCUGGCAUCCACACACAGAUCCAACUCUUCACCUUCCCCCUGCUCCCCAGAGCCAGACAUAGACUUGCACUUGGGACUUUCUUAAUACAUGGGUUUUGUGGCAGCAUCAGAUCAAGAUCUGCUGUUGUCCAUGGGGCCAGGGCCAGAACCAGUCACCUUCUUGUAAAGGAGAGGCAAAGACUAGGGACUGAUGGGAAGACAUUUUAUAAAUGGCACCAAUAAAA